GGCUGGGGGCGGCUGCCGACCCGGGACGAGUGCCGUGGAGCUGUGCCCCUGUGCCUGCUGUCAGCGGCGGGCUGCCCAGCAGCGGUGUGGACUCACCCAGGAGGUGGCGUGGGUGCACGGGUGCCCUGGGGCAAGUCCCGUCCCCUUGGCCGUGCCCCAGGUAGCCGGGCAAGGACCUUGUCCUACCCGCAAGGGGGUGGUGGGGACCGCAGGGCUGAGCCUCGCGUGUCCUUUGAGGGGACAGCUCAACCUGCAGCAGCCCUGGGAGACUCAGUGCUGGCGCCUGCAGAUCAGGCCCGACAUGGUGUGGGGUCACCGCAGCCCCCCCAGCCCUACCUGAGCCCUGUGUCCAAAAAGUCGGCCCCCACGAGCAUGUCAAAGCCAGGGCUGGGCCAUCCCCGGGCAGCUGCACACUGCAAUUACGGGGUGCCCUGCACAGCCUCCCACCGGCACUGCCCGCAGGGGCUGGGGGGCUGCACCCUCUCCGUCAGUCCCUGGCUGCCCCCUCCCUGUGCAGCUCCAGCCCCGCUGCCCGCCGGGUCUGGGCUGCUCCCAGUUUGCAAAUGGCUCCGCAAACAUCCCAGCUGCUGGGGCGAGAGGCUGGGGGGAGCCGUCCCUCCAGCACAUCCCUGGACGCCAGAGGCAUCCCAGCUCCCGUUGCUGCGGCUCAGGGGGGGCUGCGUCCACCAUGGGAGGGUGAGGAGGGUGAGGGGGGGCAUGCCGGUCCUGCAGCGCUCUGAACCCCCUCAUCUCUCCCCGGCAUUUGCUCUUCUUUCAUCCUGCUCUUUCAAGCUGCCUGGAAUGUUUUCAGGAUGUUUUGACUUGCAGUCCCGGGGCUUCAGCAGCCGCUGGAUUUAAAUCUCCCAACUGCUCCUGGAGAGCAUCCAGCCCCGACAGGAAAAAACAGAGUCCCUUCAGCAAGACCGGAGAUGCCCGUGCAUACGUGCGUGCUGCCUGGCCGCCGUGCCUGCGGGGCGCGGGGGGGAGACGCCUGCUGGGGGUGCUGGGGAGCCCCGCGUGCUGCAGGCAGCGCCACGUGCGCAGAGCGCGCUCGCCUCCAUUUGCAGCCCUGCAGCAGCCCGCAAGCAGCCGGCCUUUCCCAGGGGGAACAUCCUGGCUAAGGAUUUCUCCUCCCCGCUGAGCAAAGCUGUGUGCUCCCUGGGGCUGAGCCUGCUGCAGGUUCCCGGGAAUCGUCUGGCUCAACGGGAGGCCUGAGCACCGUGGUCCUGGGGCGGGGAGAAAGCCAGGGGCUCCCCGGCAGCGGGCUGCCAUCGCCGGCAUAUGGCUGGCACAGCUGGAGGCCCGGCGGGGCUCAGGGAGCCGGGGCUGCUGCUCCCCGGCUGCUGCCUGCUCACGAGCCCCAGGCUGGGGCUGCUCCUCGCUGCUUCUCCCUGCACGUGAGGCCGUGCGUGGGCAGGCGGCAGGCACGGGGAGGGAGGACACGGCGCCAGGCUGCCCAUGGUGCCGCCAGCCCUGCCUCCUGGCAGCGGGAUGUGAGCCAAGGGCGCUGCUGCAGCAUGAAGGGGCUCGGGGUGCUCGGUGUCCUGCUGCUCUCCUGCCUGUCACUGCCCUCCCCUGCGGGCAGCCAGACCAGCCCCAGCCCCAACCCCAGCCCCAGCCCCGGCCCUGAUGGGCGCUCCAUGGACCCCGAGGAGGCUCCGUCCCAGCACCACGCUGCCAGGCCCCCAUGGGAGCAGAAGGCUGGCGGUGCCCAGGAGGGGCUGCCCCCCCGGCCCCGCUGCGUUCGCUGCUGUGAGCCGCCCGAGCAGCGCUUCUCCUACCCCCAGUACCAGCCCCAGAUCAAUAUGACCAUCCUGAAAGGUGAGAAGGGAGACCGAGGCGAGCGGGGCAUGCAGGGGAAGUACGGCAAGAUGGGGGUGGCCGGCAGCAGGGGCCACACGGGGCCCAAGGGACAGAAGGGCAGCGUGGGCGCCCCGGGGGAGCGCUGCAAGAGCCACUACGCUGCCUUCUCGGUGGGCCGCAAGAAACCCCUGCACAGCAAUGACUACUACCAGACCCUGAUCUUCGACACGGAGUUUGUCAACCUCUACGAGCACUUCAACAUGUUCACGGGCAAGUUCUACUGCUACGUCCCCGGCAUCUACUACUUCAGCCUGAACGUGCACACCUGGAACCAGAAGGAGACCUACCUGCACAUCAUGCGCAACGGGGCGGAGGUGGUGAUCCUCUACGCCCAGGUGAGCGACCGCAGCAUCAUGCAGAGCCAGAGCGUCAUGCUGGAGCUGCAGGAGCAGGACGAGGUCUGGGUGCGGCUCUACAAGGGCGAGCGCGAGAACGCAGUUUUCAGCGACGAAUACGACACCUACAUCACCUUCAGCGGCCACCUCAUCAAGUACAGCGGGGACCCCUGAGCGCCUGCUGCGCCCUGCUCCCCUCCCCUGGGGCGUGGGGACCCCCCAGCCCCCCGCGUGCCGCUCUGCAUUAAGUUGUUAGCCCUCCUACGUGCCACUACCCCAGCAGCUGUGUGAAUACCCCCCGCUCCUUCCGAGGCCGAGCAGAUGCACCCAGAGGAGACAGAGACACUUCCAGCCUCCGCUGCGUGCGUGCCCUGGGAGGUGGCUGCUGGCCUGGGGCGGGCAGGGACCACAGCCCCUCCUGUGCCUGCUGCAGAGCUGGCUUUGCUGGGGCACAGAUUCGUGCGGCUCUGGCCGUGAGCUGGCACCAGCCAAAAGGGUUUGGCCACCAGUGCUGUGUGCGAGGGCACCUCCAUCGCCCAGCUCUCAGUGACGUGCUCUACAGGCCUUGUUCCUAGAAACGGGCAGGGGGUUCUCAGUGCCCCACAGGAAAGAUAAGGGCGAGCAAUGAUAACAGCACUAACGGCCACUCUCCUUCCGCAGCACUGGGCCCCAGCGAGGAGGAGGCCGCAGGGCAGCGCUGGGGUGUCCCCGGGCUGGCAGCUCCCCUGUGUGCACCCAGCGGGGAGGGGGCUGCAGCCAUCCCCUUGCUGGUGCCCUCCUUGCCCCCGUGUUGCAGCCUCUUCUCAUGCUCCACACCUGCUGAGGUGGGGGCUGGCUCCCGGCCUUCAGCCUCAGCUGCUCCUCUUCGGUUAGGCUAUGUGCUGGCCAGGCUUUUUGUUUUCCUACACGCAGCAGCAGAGCAGGGCCUGGGGCAGCGUGCUGAACCCCACUCCCUGUACGGCUUGAGAUCACAUUAAACACCCCCGGGUCAGGUCCCUGCUCACA
Messenger RNA from Anas platyrhynchos (mallard), 3203 nucleotides. RefSeq names its product C1q and TNF related 1 (gene C1QTNF1). Gene Ontology annotation, molecular function: protein binding. Lineage: Eukaryota; Metazoa; Chordata; Aves; Anseriformes; Anatidae. The record is from RefSeq and is a predicted model, not a curated record.